AUUUCCCUUUAUUCAUCAAGUUUCCUCUGACUGUUAAGUCCCGCUGGUCUCUGAGCUCCAGCCUUUUACAGCUGGACACACCUGGCCGUGUGUGUCCACGGGCGUGCCUCAGGUUGAACCAUGAUUGUCUUGAUGAAUGAUCUAUGGAAUGCUACCGAUGAGUGGGAUUAUGAUGAAUUUGGAAAUUUCAGCGGCACACCACCAACAGAAACAUAUAAUCCCUGUAGGAUAGACAAUGAGACACACAACAAGUAUGCAGUGGUGGUCAUCUAUGCCCUGGUCUUCGUGCUGAGCCUGCUGGGAAACUCCCUAGUGAUACUGGUUGUCUUACAUAGUCGGGUCAGCCAGUCUGUCACUGACGUCUACCUGCUGAACCUGGCCAUAGCCGACCUGCUCUUCGCCCUGACCUUGCCUCUCUGGGCCGCCUCCAAGGCACAGGGCUGGAUCUUUGGCACACCCCUGUGCAAGGUGGUCUCGCUCCUGAAGGAAGUCAACUUCUACAGUGGUAUUUUACUACUGGCCUGCAUCAGCGUGGACCGCUACCUGGCCAUUGUCCAUGCCACACGCACGUUGACCCAGAAGCGGCACUGGGUCAAGUUCAUAUGCUUAGGCAUCUGGGCCCUGUCCCUGAUCCUGUCCCUACCCAUCUUCGUCUUCCGCAGGGCCGUCAAUCCCCCCUACUCCAGCCCAGUCUGCUACGAGGACAUGGGUGCCAAUACAACAAAACUGCGGAUAGUGAUGCGGGCCCUGCCCCAGACCUUUGGCUUCCUCCUGCCGCUGGUGGUCAUGCUGUUCUGCUAUGGGCUCACCCUGCGCACCCUGUUUCAGGCCCACAUGGGGCAGAAGCACCGGGCCAUGCGGGUCAUCUUCGCUGUCGUGCUUGUCUUCCUGCUCUGUUGGCUGCCCUACAACCUGGUCCUGGUCGCAGACACCCUCAUGAGGCUCCGGGUGAUCAAGGAGACUUGUGAGCGCCGCAAUGACAUUGGCCGGGCCCUGGAUGCCACCGAGAUUCUGGGCUUCCUCCACAGCUGCCUCAAUCCCUUCAUCUACGCCUUCAUUGGCCAGAAGUUUCGCCAUGGACUCCUCAAGAUCAUGGCCUUCCAUGGGCUCAUCAGCAAGGAGUACUUGUCCAAGGACGGCAGGCCUUCCUUUGUUGGCUCUUCUUCAGCAAACACUUCUACUACCUUCUAAGCCCCCCACCCCGGCCCUGUCGCAGCCCCUCGGGGCUCCUCCCUCACCAUCAGCAUCCCGUUCCGAGCCUCAUGUCCACUGGCUGUUCACGGCCUCUGUGUCAAGGCAGCCCCCGGGUGUGGUUGCAGGAAGUGACUGGGGCCGUGCCCUUUUCAGGCCCGUUGUACAGUUUAGAAAGCCUGCCCUGGUCCCCCAGGCCUGACUAUACUUACUCUGUCAGCUGCUAGAGCUCAGUCCACCCUACCGCUGAGCCCACAGCACUCUGUUCUCUGAGGCAGUUAAAGACAUUUAAAAGGCAUUCCUUCAAGUGACUACAGAAAGUUCCUACAUGGGGAGGCAUCAGUGGUGAAUGGCAUUAGCUGCUGCCCCGACUGUCCCUUUCUCGCUAGCCAGCAAAGCCCACCUCCCUUGAGAGAGGCUGAGAAGGACAGAUACUCACUUUCGAAGACUCCCUUGGCUAGGAGUGGCCCUGCCAUUCACUUCGGACUACUUAGAUUUCAGGGCAAUGGUGUGCUGGUAAACCACUCUCCUGGGGGAAAGAAGUCCUGAUUUGUAGCAUUUACUGAGUUGCCCAGUAUAAAUGCUCCCGCCAUGGCGAUUUCAAGGGUUUUCAAGUAAUGUAAUGAGUGCUUUCACAAGCAGGUACAAACUGGCCCUAGGGCACUAUUGCUUAAGAGGAAGUCUGCUGGGUCCAGGGACUCCUGGGAAGUAGUCCUGAUUAAAAAAAGAGAGAGAGACACACACACACACACGCACACCCCCUUGGUUCUCACCUUUGAAUAUGGUUGUAGGAUCUGAUGUGACAAAGAGGCAAAAAGUGUGCUCAACACACUUAGGCAGAUGGAGCAGAUGAGAAUAAAGAGCCCAGAAAGAAGCUUAAGUGUAAAUGGCCAAUGAUUUUCAACAGGGGGCACCCAGACUAUUUAAUGGGGAAAGAAUGGUCAUUCAACAAAUGGUGUGGGCAAACCAGAUAUCCACACGCACAGGAAUGAGCUUGGUCCCUUUCCUUACACUAUGUACAAAAGUUGACUCAAAAUGGGUCAAAUACCUAAUGAUAAAAGCUGAAAUUAUAAGGAAAAGUUUCAUUUGGUUUGAGGUUGGGGAUGGAGAGAAGUUCAGAGAUAAGGUUUAGAUCAAGGUUAAGAGUGGAACCAGGGAUGAGGUUGGAGUUAGAGGUGAUGUGGCAGGGAGCCAGAGAUGGGGUGGCAGGUUGGGACAAGGUGGAAGGUCAGAAAAGGAUGAAUAUCAGGAACAGGGGGAGAUCCAGAAUGGGGAGAAGCUGGAGCUGGGGUUAAUGAGAUUCAGGGAGGUUCAGUGGGGUUGGGACCAGGUAUGGGGGGAAGUGUAGGAAUGGGAUGAGUGUGCUAGUGUGGUGAGUCUCAGGGAGAGAUGUCAGAACUGGAGUGAAUGUCAGGGGCUGCUAUUGUAGUCCAGUUAGUGGCUGGAGCAAAAAGACAUCACUGGUAGAUUCACCAUUUUCUGGGGAGCAUUGUCUAAAAUGCUUUUCUGGGGGCAAGGAUGGAGGUACCUUGGCUGUCCAGCUGAGGGUCUCCAAGUGGGUUGAUGAGAAAGGAGUUAGGGCUCAAGCCCUAAGAGAUAGAUCUGAUUCAGGAGAGAAGCCGGAAGAAUGCUGAAGAAAUCCAGGGAGGAGGACUGGCAACAGGGUCUGGGACUCUCCCCUUCCUCUCCCACCCUCCUUCUCCUAACGCCCUUCCACCUCUCAACUGCAAGCUUAAAUGUCCAUUUCCUCCAUCCUCUGAUGUCCCAAAGACAACUCUGUCAGGGGCUUCAGUAAGUAAAUAUGGAUCCAUAUUGUGUCUGGGGAAACACAAAUGACGAAUAUGUAUCUGAAAAGAUGCUUGGCCUCGCUAGUAACCUGGGAAGUGGGAAUCAAACAGCAAUAAAAUAACUUGGAAGUAUUUUAAAUAGGGAGGGUUAUAUAGUCGACUCUCAAACAACACAGGUUUGAAUUGUGUGGGUCCACUGAUAAUGUGGAUUUCAAAAAUAAAUACAGUACUGUAAA
This is a messenger RNA of Callorhinus ursinus (northern fur seal), 3214 nucleotides long. It is a transcript of the gene CXCR1, whose product is annotated as C-X-C motif chemokine receptor 1. Gene Ontology annotation, cellular component: external side of plasma membrane; membrane. Gene Ontology annotation, molecular function: C-C chemokine binding; C-X-C chemokine receptor activity; C-C chemokine receptor activity. NCBI's taxonomy places the organism in Eukaryota, Metazoa, Chordata, Mammalia, Carnivora, Otariidae. Gene Ontology annotation, biological process: immune response; neutrophil chemotaxis; positive regulation of cytosolic calcium ion concentration. The record is from RefSeq and is a predicted model, not a curated record.